UAGAUUUCCUUGGAAAAAAGAAAAAUUAACAAUUUAACAACACCACCAACACUGUUUUUAGUUUAUGACAUCAGCAGCGCAUAAUAUAAACAACAUAAAAAGAUUCAUUAAUUUCAACCCGAUCCACAAAGAGAUUGAUUAAAGUGAAUUAAAAAAAAGAAAAAGAUGUCAACAAUUCCUCGUCCAAAAUCUCCUCGGGCUCCCAAUGCUAUAAAAAGUGGUGAAAAAGAAGAAAGUUUCUGGGACAAACUUGGAACACUUGGCAGGAAAAAGCGCAUAAAGGAAGUGCAAGAAGUCCAACAAGAAGGAAAAUAUGCCAUCGAUUCGCCCGGUAAUCCCAAUCAAUGCGAUAUUCCUCCAGAGGAUUAUGUUAUUCGUGAUCUUGAACAAAGAGCUGUAAUCGACCCACAAUCAGCAAGAGAUCCUGAAUUGAUUAAAUUACAACAAAUUUUGAUUGAUUGGAUAAAUGAUGAGCUUGCCGAACAAAGAAUUAUUGUUCAAAGGCUUGAUGAAGAUAUGUACGAUGGACAGGUUCUUCAUAAGCUUUGGGAAAAAUUGACAGGUAGAAAACUAGAUGUCUUAGAAGUCACCCAAUCAGAGGAGGGUCAACGUCAAAAGCUCAAUAUUGUUUUAAGAGCAGUGAACCACACUCUCGGUUUUCAUCAUAAAGUUCCCAAAUGGUCUGUGGAGAGUGUUCACUCUAAGAAUCUUGUGGCUAUUUUACACUUGUUGGUUGCAUUAGUUCGUCAUUUCCGUGCCCCUAUUCGCUUGCCAGAAAAUAUUUUCGUCACUGUUGUGAUAGCACAAAAGAAUGCUGGAAUUCUCAAUGCUCAAAAAUUCCAAGAGCAAAUCACAUCCGAAUAUGAUGACGUUGGUAUGCGAUGUGAAAAGGAUGCCUUCGAUACUCUCUUCGACUCUGCCCCUGAAAAACUAGCUGUUGUCAAGAAAUCCUUGAUAACAUUCGUUAAUAAGCAUUUGUCGAAAUUAAAUUUCGAAGUUAACGACUUAAAUACCGAUUUUCGAGACGGUGUUUAUUUGUGUCUAUUGAUGGGACUGUUGGGUGGAUUUUUUGUUCCACUUUAUGAAUUCCAUUUGACACCACGCGAUGUUGACCAAAUGGUGCAUAAUGUUGGAUUUUCGUUUGAUCUUAUGCAAGAUGUUGGUUUGCCAAAACCAAAAGCCAGACCUGAAGAUGUGGUUAACAUGGAUUUGAAGUCAACCCUUCGAGUACUUUACAAUUUAUUUACCAAAUUUAGGAACGUUGCCUAAAAUAAUUUCUAUUUUUUGGCAGUCAUUUAUUCUACUAAAUAGAAUCAAAUCAUUUAUAAUUGUUUGUAUAACACCCUCACUACUGACUUUUGUUUUAACAGUUUUAAAAUGUGCCUUGAGGAGUUAUAAAUUUUUAUUAUUAUUAUUAACAAUACGUUUAAUAAAGAAAAAAAAUAAUGUUUUGUAAUUUAAAAUAGAUAAACUUGUUAUUUUUUUAAAAAUAAAAUUUACAAAUUUUAACGAA
Messenger RNA from Eupeodes corollae, 1513 nucleotides. It is a transcript of the gene parvin, whose product is annotated as beta-parvin. Bases 166 to 1269 code for a protein of 367 amino acids. The transcript is spliced from 7 exons. Gene Ontology annotation, molecular function: actin binding. Gene Ontology annotation, biological process: cell projection assembly; establishment or maintenance of cell polarity; substrate adhesion-dependent cell spreading. Gene Ontology annotation, cellular component: actin cytoskeleton; focal adhesion; cytoplasm. The record is from RefSeq and is a predicted model, not a curated record. Lineage: Eukaryota; Metazoa; Arthropoda; Insecta; Diptera; Syrphidae.